Messenger RNA from Tuber melanosporum (Perigord truffle), 713 nucleotides. RefSeq lists its product as uncharacterized. The transcript is spliced from 2 exons. The coding region runs from base 80 to 382 and encodes 100 amino acids. The record is from RefSeq and is a predicted model, not a curated record. NCBI's taxonomy places the organism in Eukaryota, Fungi, Ascomycota, Pezizomycetes, Pezizales, Tuberaceae.
GAUAGAAGCUUACAAGUAUCAUAUCAUACUCUGCACACUUUAAAACCUAGGACUUGUUGAGAAAGAAGAGAGAACCAAGAUGAGAACCGCACACCCAACCUCAAAGCCAUCCCUACUCUCCCGCCUCACGGGCCGCACCCACAGGAGAACCGUCACCACCACCACCACCACCACCACUCCAAGGACUGCCAGCCGUCGCCACCAUCGCGCGACCGUGGCCGCACCGGCGCACCAUCACAAGCGCCGGCCGAGUAUCGGGGAUAAGAUCUCUGGAGCCCUCCUGAGGCUUAGGGGAAGUUUGACGCAUCGGCCCGGUGUUAAGGCUGCUGGGGCGAGACGUAUGCAUGGGACUGAUGGGCGGGGAAGUCAUCGUGUUUACUAGUCUAGGUUGGGGAGAGAAAGAGUUUGGGGGACUUGGAUUUUAUUUUUCUUAUAUCUUGUACUUUUUGUUUGCAGUAUACAAUUUGGCUUUUGGGGAUUUGGAGCUGUAGCCGUGAGUUUCGGUUUGGGGUAUGUCACGGGGUGUUGUUAUUUCUGUGCUACCGGGUGUAUGGUGUACUGUACUCGAGUACCGGUACUGUACAGUACUCGGGUAUUGUACCCGGUGAUAUUCCACCCGGGUACUGGGAGUGUAGGAUACUUGAGUGGAGAGACUAGGAAAUGCUGAGAUUAGUAGAGCAUGUACGAUAUUAUGCAGUACGAGGAUGGGAGUU